This is a messenger RNA of Mesocricetus auratus (golden hamster), 805 nucleotides long. It is a transcript of the gene Trappc3l, whose product is annotated as trafficking protein particle complex subunit 3L. Gene Ontology annotation, biological process: endoplasmic reticulum to Golgi vesicle-mediated transport; intra-Golgi vesicle-mediated transport. Gene Ontology annotation, cellular component: cis-Golgi network membrane; cytosol; TRAPP complex. The transcript has 5 exons. The record is from RefSeq and is a predicted model, not a curated record. Lineage: Eukaryota; Metazoa; Chordata; Mammalia; Rodentia; Cricetidae. The coding region runs from base 1 to 513 and encodes 170 amino acids.
AUGGGAGAGAACAAAGAUCUUUUUGUACUUACCUAUGGAGCUCUGGUUGCCCAGCUAUGCAAGGAUUAUGAGAAAGAUGAAGAUGUGAACAAAUACUUAGAUAAAAUGGGUUACGGUAUUGGAACUCGGCUGGUGGAAGAUUUUUUGGCUCGAUCCUGUGUGAGAAGAUGUCACAGUUAUUCAGAAAUAAUAGACAUAAUUGCCCAGGUUGCUUUCAAGAUGUACUUGGGAAUCACACCAAGCGUGGUCUGUCACAAUUCAAGCAGAAAUGAAUUUUCCCUGAUUCUAGACAAGAAUCCUCUGGCAGAGUUUGUAGAAGAGCUCCCUGCUGGACGAUCUGCACUGUGCUACUGCAACUUACUCUGUGGAGUCAUCAGAGGGGCCCUGGAGAUGGUUCAUUUGGCUACUGAUGUUACAUUCUUGCAAGACAGACUAAAAGGCGACAGGGUGACAGAAAUUGGAAUAACAUUUCUAAAAAAGCUGGACGAGAAAAAAUAUAAACGGAAAAAAUGAAGACUAUCGUGCAGAGAGUGCCAUGCAUGCUUAGCUGACCAGCGAGUAUUAGCUAAACACCCAGUCACAGAAGCUUUGCUUUCCCUGAUGUCAUGGGCUUUGACAGGCUUAUACAUUUUGCUGUGUAUCACACAUUUUCAGGAUUUCAGAUACACAUAACCUCUUAUAAAACAGCGAGCAUGAAUUCCACAUGUUAGUCAACCCAGCUUCAGCCAGUCUACCCAUUCAACUACCUGUGGCAAUAGGGGGAAAAUAGAGGCACCACUGUUAGGUCAUUAUCUCUUUUCAAUAG